AUGUUGCUGGACGUGUCCGAUGGUGGAGAUCCAGAGUCCAUCCUGGUCUGCUGUCUGUCCAUCAGGCUGUCUGAGCUGCUGGCCGUCAACGUGGGUCUGUUCGACCAGUACUUCAGAGUCGUAGGUGGAUCAGCCGAACACGUCGUCUGCUGCCUCAGCAGGGACAGCUACGGGACCAGCGUCUUCCUGCAGGAGCUGAUGGCGGCGCUCAGUCUGCAGCAGCAGCUUCCUCCUCCAGAACCCUCCGACCAGGACUUCUACUCCCAGUUCACCAGCACCUGCACAGGUAACCGACACUACACCUGCUCAGGUAACAGACACUACACCUGCUCAGAUAACAGACACUACACUUGCUCAGGUAACCGACACUACACCUGCACAGGUAACAGACACUACACCUGCUCAGGUAACCGACACUACACCUGCACAGAUGUUCUCCUCAGCUGGGACUCCUCCCGGCUCCAGGUGGAGGAGAACCAUCCGUCCCCUCACCUCCUGCCGGGUCUCUCCCCUGGACUGAAGCUCCUGGCUGGGCUCGGAGGGCAGCAGCUGCUGAACUACUUCCACAGAUUCAUCGCUCUGUCAGAGUCGGAGGAGCUGAAGCAGGUUCUGUGGCUGUCGGUGGUUCUUUAUAGAUCUCCAGAAGCUGAACUCACCUGCUGUCUGCUGCUGUCUACCGACUACAUCUACUUCCUGCUGGAGGACUCCGCCUCCACGCUGACACAUCACUCAGGUAACAACACCGACAGGUAG
Molecule: messenger RNA, 753 nt
Organism: Stegastes partitus (bicolor damselfish)
Lineage: Eukaryota; Metazoa; Chordata; Actinopteri; Pomacentridae
Source: RefSeq, a predicted model, not a curated record